Molecule: messenger RNA, 1864 nt
Organism: Rhipicephalus microplus (southern cattle tick)
Lineage: Eukaryota; Metazoa; Arthropoda; Arachnida; Ixodida; Ixodidae
Molecular function (GO): CoA-ligase activity
Source: RefSeq, a predicted model, not a curated record
GUUCUAUGAGUAAGUGUACGAGGAAGAAGACCCCUUUUGGCAUAGGAGGCGAUCCCCUGCAUUGGGUAUGGGCCAUCAGAGAAGAAGAAGACGAGAUGUCUCUCGUUAGAGACCGCAUCGUGCACUCUCCUUACCCGGACGUCACCAUACCGGAGUGCCCAUUGUACGAAUACAUCGCACGAUUCCUCGAGCGACAUGCGGACAGGACGGCCUUCGUGGAAGGGGAGGAGGCCAUCAGCUACGCGGUCCUGCAGACGCGCCUGGGCCAAUACGCCGCGGGGUUCUACAAACACGGCGUGAGGCGCGGUGACCGCUUCAUCGUGGCCGUGGAUGGCUCGACCGACGCGCUGGUCUCCAUCAUGGCGCUCAUGUUUUCCGGAUGUGUGGCCUGCUUUGCCAGCGGACCCAGGACGGCGCAGGAGCUGGCCUACCAAGUGCAAGACGCCGAUGCAUCGUUCUGCCUCACGGACAACGAAAACUUGGCCUACAUAAUCGAAGAACAGCCUCAGUGCCGCUUCAAGAUGAUAUUCGUAACGCGGGACGUGCCGGGCUUUGUCUCGGUGACGUCAUUCCGUGGACUCACCGAGAUGGCACUCGAGAAGCUCCAGCAAGAAGACACGAAGAAGGCGCUGUGCGCGAUCGCCUACACCUCGGGCACCACGGGCGACGCCAAGGGAGUGAUGGUGUCGCAGUACAGCUUCGUAGCCGCUAUCGAGAGCCUCAAGGAACUGAAAUGCGCCGGUGAACACGAAGUGCUUAUAGUAUUGUGGAGAAUGUACGCCGUGAGCGCUGUCCGCCUUUUCAUGGAGGGGCUGUGCGCCGGUGCUACGGCAAUAAUCGUGAAGCCGAAACAUGGAAACACGGAAAUAAUCGAAGCGAUCAGGAAGCACAAUGUGACGUCGUUAUUGGCGUCGGCUACGCCCCUGCAGCGACUGGUGCGCGAUGUGGUGGAAGCGGGCGAGACACUGAAGAGUGUCAGUUUCGUCGGCAGCGUCGGCGGCACCCUGCCCGCGUCGGUCGUGGAACAGAUGAAGAAUGUGUUCGAUUUACGCAAGCUGGCUCACACGUACGGACUCACCGAGGCGGCGGGUGUGGUGAUGGUACCGCGGGUAACCGAGCUGAGCGUCGCCUACCUCGGCUAUGCGUGUGCCGGGGUGCUUAUCAAGGUAGUUGAUGUCACCACAAGGAAGGCUCUUCCAGCCGGAAAAGGUGGCGAAAUUUGUGUGAAGAUCCCGAGCGUCAUGAUGGGGUACUUAAACAAGCCGGAAGCUACGGCACAAGUCUUCGACUCCGAAGGAUGGCUCUUGUCUGGGGAUAUCGGCUACUACGACGAGGAGGGCCGCGUGCAUUACAUAGACCGGCUGAAGGACACAAUCAAGUGCCUCGGCUUCCACGUCCCAACGCCAGAGCUUGAGCAGCUCAUCAGCUCGAUGGCCGAAGUGAGUGAGGUGGCCGUGGUAGGUGUGCCCUCUGCCGAGUAUCAGGACGCGCCGAUCGCGUUUGUUGUCCUGAAGCAUUCUGUCGUCGGGAACGCCACCCUAGCCCUGAAGAUCAAGCAGCACGUCGCAGCAACAACACCUAGCCACAUGCACCUGUAUGGAGGCGUGGUCUUCACAGACAGCCUGCCACGAAAUGCGAUUGGGAAAGUGCUGAAGAAGGAUCUCAGGAAUAUUGCGGCUGACAAAAAUACGAUCAAGCUGUGAGGCGCACUACGGUAUUAUGAAGUUCGUCCUGUGACAUGAAAACAACGUCGCCUUUAGCAAGCACGAAUGCGGCAUCGAUUGGAGGUUGUCCUUGUACAGGGUCGUAAUGAACCAGACGCCGUCGUUGGCUUAAUAAACGGUAAUACAUUGCGCGAUGAGCU